UCAGGAGUUUCGGACAUGAAACUUCCUGGCGGGUGCGUGCGCACGGCCACCAAUCACCGGCAAAGUGGCGGAUGCUUCCCGCCUUCUUCACGUGGCGCCGAUCUCGUCGUCGACCACAGAUCCGACGGCCAUGGCACGUCCGUACGCUAGCUGUCCGGCCGCAGCCACGUUUGCGCCCGCCCGGUGCUAACCUGCGCCAGUAGCCCCUAUAAAAGACUCGUGUGUAGAGCAGACGGGGACUCAUCGCAGAGUCUCUCACUCGCAUUCACGAUUAAUUCACGAGCUCCGAUCAGUCUCUAGCUUCGCUGCAACAAGCUCUCCUAGGCCUGCUGCUUUGCUCCUGGACCAUCCAUGGAGGCCUACGCGGCACCGGCGUCGCCACCCACGUGCGUGGACAAGCUCAGCCACCAGCUCUUCUCCCUGCUCGAGAGCAGGUUCCUCGGCGGCUGGUGCCCGUCCGGCCCCGGGACACCCGCGCGGGCACUCCUCGACGGCGGCCGCGUGCGGGUGCUCGCCAUCGACGGCUGCGGCGCGGGCGCCGAGGACGCGCUCCUGGCCGCCGCGGCGCUCGCCAGGCUCGAGGCCAAGCUGCGCGACUGCACGGGGGACCCCGACGCGCGCGUCGCCGACUUCUUCGACGUGGCCGCGGGCGCCGGCGCGGGCGCCGUCCUCGCCGCGAUGCUCUUCCUGAGGGGCGCCGACGGCCGGCCUCGGUACUCGGCCCAGGACGCGCUCGCGUUCGUGGCCGCCAGCGUCGGCGGCAACGGCAAAGGCUGGGGAGGAGGCCGGCGCGGGCCUCGGUGGGCGAAGCUCUUCCGCGGCGCACGCGGCGGCGCGGAUGACCGGAUGUUCCGCCGCGUGUUCGGCGACGCGACGCUCAGGGACACCGUGGCGCCGCUCCUCGUGCCGUGCUACGACCUCGGCACGGCCGCGCCGUUCGUGUUCUCGCGCGCCGACGCCGUCGAGAGCGACAGCUUCGACUUCCGCCUCCGCGACGUGUGCGCCGCCACCUGCGCCGCGGGCGGCGCGCUCGCGUGUGUGAGGUCGGUCGAUGGUGCCACGGCAAUCGCCGGGGCGUCCGGGGGAGUGGCGGCCAUGGGCAACCCGGCCGCGGCGGCCAUCACGCACGUGCUCCACAACAAGCAGGAGUUCCCCCUCGCCACCGGCGUCGAAGACCUCCUCGUCCUCUCCAUCGGCGCCGGCACCUCGGCCACCGUCGUGCGCGACGGGUCGAGCACGCCCAUGCCCACGCGUUCUCCGUCGCCGCGGGAGCUGGCGCGCGUGACCGCCGAGGGCGUCGCGGACAUGGUGGACGAGUCAGUGGCCAUGGCGUUCGGGCACGCGUGCGGGAGCAGCUACGUGCGCAUCCAGGCCAGCAAGGCGCCGGCGGCCCACGAAGCGGCCGCGGCCGCAGCCGGAGCGAUGAUGCUAGCGCAGCGGAACGUGGAGUCGGUGCUGUUCCGCGGGCGGAGGCUGUCGGAGCGGACCAACGCCGAGAAGGUGGACGCGCUGGCCGCGGAGCUGGUGAAGGAGCAGGAGCGGCGGAGGCACAGCCCGCUUCCGAACGUGGCCAUCAAGCAGGUCGGCACGCCGCGCCUGUCGUCGGCGACCACUGCUUCGUCGGGCACUGGGACGGCCAGGACAGCGUCGACGAUGCCGUCGCCGGCGUCAUGGGAGUCACGCAGGUAGCUGGCCGGGUUGAUUUUAGGCCGUAAUUAACGUGGUGAGGAUAUUGUCAAUGCAAGGCUAGGUGUGGGGUGUGUUAUUUUUGUUUUUUACAAGGAGGCACACACGUGGGUUCGGAAAAUGAAAUUCGGUUAAUUAACGGCAAUUCGCCGAGCACGACCGACUACACGAAUGUGUUUUUGUAAGGAUGAUGAUGGAGAGAAGGGGUAUCAUCGUAACAAAAGCCAAAUUUUGGGCUCGUUUGCA
Molecule: messenger RNA, 1932 nt
Organism: Sorghum bicolor (sorghum)
Lineage: Eukaryota; Viridiplantae; Streptophyta; Magnoliopsida; Poales; Poaceae
Product: patatin-like protein 3
Exons: 1
Coding region: 352-1689 (445 amino acids)
Biological process (GO): lipid metabolic process
Source: RefSeq, a predicted model, not a curated record